Pestalotiopsis fici W106-1 is the source of this 2862-nucleotide messenger RNA. RefSeq lists its product as uncharacterized. The record is from RefSeq and is a predicted model, not a curated record. Gene Ontology annotation, molecular function: GTPase activity; GTP binding; microtubule binding. Gene Ontology annotation, cellular component: microtubule; cytoplasm; membrane. Bases 1 to 2862 code for a protein of 953 amino acids. NCBI's taxonomy places the organism in Eukaryota, Fungi, Ascomycota, Sordariomycetes, Amphisphaeriales, Sporocadaceae. The transcript has 4 exons.
AUGGGUAGUGAAAAGGAGAAGACAGCCACGGCAGUGGCAGCGCUUCAGUCCAAGGACCAUAAAGCCCUACUCGAUACUAUCGACAAGCUCCGUUCGAAGGGUAUCAGCCAAUAUGUAGACCUGCCACAGAUUGUGGUUUGCGGAGACCAGUCGAGCGGCAAGAGCUCGGUCCUGCAGGCUGUUUCGAACAUGUCCUUCCCAAUGAAGGACAACUUGUGCACCAGAUUCGCUACCGAACUCAUUCUCAGGCACGUUACUGGAGUAAUUGAGACUUGCAAGAUCACCAUUCAACCAGGCAGCGACCGUACAGACGAGGAAAAAUCCCGUCUCAGGGAAUUUCAGAAAACUGACUCCACCAAGGAGAUCGACAUUGGACGUUUGAUCGAGAGCGCUAAGGAGAUCAUGAGACUUGAUGACCAUUCCAAGCGUUUCAGUUCAGAUGUCCUACGCAUCGAAAUCAGCGGGCCAACACAGCCGAACUUGACGAUUGUGGACUUGCCCGGCCUCUUCAGGGCAGGAAACAAGGACCAGACGGCAGACGAUGCAGAGAUUGUCAACAGAAUCGUUCAGUCCUACAUGACCAACUCUCUUAGCAUCAUCCUCGCAGUGGUUUCGGCCAAGAGCGACUUUGCCCUCCAAGAAGUCACACAACUGGCACGGAAGAUUAAUGUUCACGGAGUCAGAACUAUUGGACUUAUCACAAAACCAGACACACUCGACGUUGGUUCUGAUAGUGAGCGAGCCUAUCACGAACUCGCCCAGAACCGUGACGUGCAUUUUCGUCUCGGUUGGCACGUUUUGCGCAAUCGAGACUACAAGUCUCGUGAUUCUACGAAUGGAGAACGAGACCAGGCUGAGGAUUUAUUCUUCUCCCAGGGUGUAUGGGCCGCCGUGGCGAGAAAGAAUAAAGGCGUCACUGCUUUGCGGUCUCGGCUAAGUGAGGUCUUGACCAGUCACAUUCUGGAAGAGCUGCCAGCAUUACUCCAUAGUGUCGAGACCGAGCUCAAAGAAUGCUCUUUUGACCUGGAAAAACUGGGCACCUCAAGAAAUACCAUCUCAGAGCAGCGUAAUUACCUCCUACAAUCCAGCUACCACUUCGCCACGAUAAUCAAAGACUCGAUCACUGGUACCUACAACAACGAAUUCUUUGGUAGUGCUUUUGAGCCCGAAGGCGGCAUGAAAAGGUUUCGGGCAGUGCUUCAGAGUACCCUCGCUGAAUUUGCAGAAGCCAUGCGCGUAGAUGGCCAUGCAAAGCAAGUUGUUGAUAGACAUCGUGAAGGAGGUUCUCGAGAGAUCCUGAGAGCUGAUUACCUCAAGCAGGUACAGAGUCUUAUGAGAGCCUCGAGGGGUUGCGAGCUUCCUGGUACCUUCAACCCAGCCAUCAUCGGAGCUCUCUUCCAACAGCAGUCCAAACCUUGGCAAGGUAUUCUCAGCCGCUAUUCGGAGAAAAUCCUCGACGCCGCCAGCUGCACUAUUGACGCAGUCCUGAGUCAUGUUGUCGAUUUCGAUACCAGAUCCAAGUUGUGGCAGGAACUCAUAGCUCCAGAGUUGGAUCAACUGAAAGAUACUCUGAAUAAGAAAAUGUCAGAAAUUCUUGCCUCACACACCUCAGGACAUCCAAUCACCUAUAACCACUACCUCAUCGAGAAUGUGCAGAGGGCACAAAAUCAGCGGGUUCGUGAGAAGAUGAGAGCGCGUCUACAGCGUUAUAGCGAUGCCAACGGGAUCCUGCAGCAGGGAUUGACAGUUGAUUCGCUAAUCAACAUCCUUGUUGAACGAGACACUGAAGCCGAUAUGGAAAUAUUUGCAAGUUCUAGAGCUACUGAUAUCAUGUUGGCAUAUUACAAGGUCGCGUUGAAAAGGGUCAUAGAUGAUUUUGGUGACCUUGUUAUCGAAGCCUGUCUGGUUUCCAGGCUUCCCGACUUGUUCAGCCCUGGCCGGGUCAGCACUCUAAAUGAUUCUCAGAUUGAGUGCAUUGCAGGAGAGAGCGUAGAGAUCACGGAAGAUCGGGCAGCGUUUUCAGCGAAGAAGAAUGCACUUGAAGAGUGCCUCAGCGAGAUAAGGCGUUUGGUCAAGCUUCAUCAGCACCAUCAGCGUCAGCUCCAGCGUCAAAGUCUUUGGGAGAAAGACACAGGACGUAACACCAAAGCCUCUAGAAAAUCGAUGGGAUCGUUGAAAUCGAAAAGCGAAACAGUGUCGUCCAAAUUAGCGGGUCGGGAUCCUCUUCAAUCACCUUCAGUCAAGAGUAGUCCUGCUGUCAAUCCGACAACUUCAACGGCGAGCUUGUUUCCUGGCAAUAAGCAAUCAUCCUUAACCACCUCCAUUGAUGCUGUUUCCAGUUUGACGACUACCUUAUUUGGUGAUCGUACUUCUAGUACCCAAAAUAAGCCUGCCUUCGGCGCGUCCACGACGGGAACUACAGGCGGUGGUCUUUUCGGCGGCGGCGGCACGACUACAUCGUUUGGCUCGGGCAAUGCAUUCAACGCACCUGCAAACACAGCCCUGGGAGCCCCGGUUGGUGAUGCUCCUGGAACCGCAACCACCGCGUUCUCGCCCACACUGGAAAAAGAGUCUAUCGCUGGUCUUGCCCAGAAUUCGUAUCAGAGCAUUCUCUUCCAGGAGCCCUACAAGAAGUGGUCCGCCGAGGAGCUGCGUCUAGCCGAUUACGCACAAAACCGUCGUUUUGGCAGUGGUUUUGGCCCUACUGGUCAACAGAUUACCUUUUUCGGUGCUGGUAGUUUUGGCACUAAUCCACCACCUUCAGCUUCAGCUGCCAACACACACCCUGCUAACAGCCAGUCAUGUUCGACUCCAAAUGGUUCUGGUGGCUGGACAGGGCGAGGCCAAGGUCGAAAUCCUUGA